AUGGAGCAGGACGGUACUGUGAUCGAUGUCGCGGAUGCCGGAAAGCGUGCAAGCCGCGCCGACUCCUCCGGUCACUUUUGCGGCAGUGUCGGCGAAGAGAGCCUGGAGUACACAGACGUCAGUCUUAACACGUCGCUCAGGAACGGUACCUCUUCGACAGGAGGGCAGGGCGAUCGGCACUACGCCUCCCUGUACGGCGCCGCAUUUCAUAUCUUCAAGGCCAACGUUGGCGCGGGGGUGUUUCUCUUGCCCACCUACUACCAAGACGCGGGCUACCUUGUUGGCGGCCUCUUGGUUGUGCUGCUGGGCGCACUCAUGAUCGAAUGCACCGUCUCGUUGCUGCACGUGAAGCACCGCAUCAACCACGUUGAGGUGAAGACGUACCCUGCAGUCGUCGAGUUUGUUCUGGGGGAAUACUUUAAAAAAUUCGUGCAAUUUUCCCUCGUUUUCACGCAGUUUGGAUUUUGCAUUAUGUUCCUGCAGUACGCCUCGUCCAUGUUUGCGGCAUUCUUCAACGAGAGUUGGGCGUACAAAGUAUUUGUCGGCGUGAGCACCGUCGUCGUGACCCCGAUGACCCUCAUCUCAAACAAGUUGCACGUUCUCGUCUACGCGUCAAUACUAGCCGGCAUGUUUGUGCUUGCUGUGCUGUCAGGGAUAACUGUCGUGGAUAUCGAGAGGCUGUCGCGUGCCGGCAUUGCCAAAGGUGUGAGGGCGGCUAUUCCGACCCCCCGGCUCAUUGUAUUUAUCUCGGGACACAUGUUUUCGCUGGAGGGCAUUGGUGUGGUUCUCCCUGUCGAAAACAGCGUUGCACCAGAGAAUCGCGCCCAGUUUGGUAAGGUACUGCGCUAUACCCUUCUGGCCAUCGUCACAUUCUACGUUUUUUUCGGGGUGCUCGGCUACGCGGCCUACGGGGAGAAACUGCACACUUCCGUCGUGCUGGCACUGCCGCCGAGUGGUGUGAAGCAGACUCUGCAGGUGCUGCUGGGACUCAGUCUCAUUUUCGGCUUUCCCAUCCAGUAUGUCCCUGCUAUCCAGGUUAUGGACAGGGCGUUUGGUGUGAGCAUCACCAGUGACAAGAAGGAGGCAUUUCUUUUACGUGUGGCGCUCAACGCCUCUUUUGGACUUGUGGCGGUCUUUGUCGGCAGUGACACCAUCAACAUUUUUGCCAGCUUUCUCGGCUCCUUUGCAGGGGUACAUCUCAUGGUGACGGUGCCCGCGCUGCUUGCUCUGCAGAUCGACCACGCGCUGAAGGGAGACAAGGAGAAGUAUAGCUGCAGGGAGUACCUCCUGCUGUUAUUCGAGGGUCCUUACACGAUCGCUCGAUCCCAAUACUACGUCUACCUACUCUUAGCAGUUGUAGUCUGGUUUGGUGGUCUGUACUACACCUUGGUCUCCAUCUUCGAGAGGUAG
Leishmania braziliensis MHOM/BR/75/M2904 is the source of this 1410-nucleotide messenger RNA. Its product is annotated as amino acid transporter. The coding region runs from base 1 to 1410 and encodes 469 amino acids. The transcript has a single exon. Gene Ontology annotation, molecular function: amino acid transmembrane transporter activity. NCBI's taxonomy places the organism in Eukaryota, Euglenozoa, Kinetoplastea, Trypanosomatida, Trypanosomatidae. Gene Ontology annotation, cellular component: vacuolar membrane. Gene Ontology annotation, biological process: amino acid transmembrane transport. The record is from RefSeq and is a predicted model, not a curated record.